AUGAAUCUUAUAAUGGGUCUGUGUCAUUUUUUCAAGGAAUAUAGAUUUAUCACCAUCGGUUGUCUGAGACAUUAUUAUCUUUCAACUUUCAACCAAUAACUCAAAAAAAUAAAAUAAAUUUCGUUUUUCUUAAUUUGGAAUCGGUUAAAUUUAAAGUACCCAGUAUACUAUAAUUUUCUUUUGUUGUUGUCUGUCGAAAUGUCUUAAUUAAAUAUUGCGCAUUAAAGAUGAACGAUGGAUAUUUUGUGCAUAAAUCUACAACAAAAAUUGGUGCCUAUUUCGUUCAGAUUAUUAGCUUGCAGAAGGAACUAUGCCAGGUUGGCUGAAGUGGGCAGAUUGGAGACACCGAAGGUGACAGGCAAGUAUGAGACGGGGCAACUUAUUUUGCACAGGGUGUUCGGCUACAGAGGUGUAGUGUUAUUCCCUUGGUUAGCUCGGGUUUAUGAUAGAGACUUACCGCAGUAUAAAAAUGGAGAUGAAGAACCCAAUACUGGCGUGGGCAAAGAAGUACGUGGAAGGACCCACACAUUUUAUCAAGUCCUAAUUGAUCAAAGGGAUUGUCCCUAUAUUAGGGCUCAAACAGAAGCUGUGACGUUUCUGGGCAAUCAGGAAUCUUCACGUAGCUUAUAUGCUAUUCCAGGUUUAGACUAUGUUGCUCAUGAAGAUAUUAUUCCUUAUGUCAGUGCAGAAAAAACUCCUUUGCACCACGAAUUAUUUGACAAAUUUUUAAUCCCAAAUCCAAACAGGGAUCCGCCCUUUUCUGCCCAAGAUACUUUAAAAGCUUGGCAAAACAAGAACCAUCCUUGGCUCGAACUCUCUGACGUCCACAAAGAAACAACCGAAAAUAUCAGAGUUACAGUGAUACCAUUUUACAUGGGAUGUAGAGAGUCGCAUGCAAAUUCGGUAUACUGGUGGCGUUACUGUAUUCGCCUGGAAAAUUUAGGAAACUUAACUGUGCAGUUAAGAGAGAGACAUUGGAGAAUUUUUUCACUGUCUGGAACCUUGGAAACAGUAAGGGGAAGGGGGGUGGUGGGACAAGAGCCAGCAUUAACAAAAAUAUUACCAGCUUUCCAGUAUAGCAGUCAUGUGAGCUUGCAAGCUCCCAGUGGGCAUAUGUGGGGUACUUUUAGAAUGGAACGCGAAGAUGGCUACACAUUUGAUUGUCGAAUCCCUCCAUUUUCACUCGAGAGCAAACCCGAUAGCGGUUCCGCUUCUCCUCCUGAUACAGUUUAGCCCAUUAUGUUCAAAUGUAAAUACUCCGGAAAUGUAUAUAUUUACAGAUUAAUAACUUACUGUGGAUCAUUUGGUUUUAUUUCGCAGAAUCAAU
Messenger RNA from Cylas formicarius (sweet potato weevil), 1327 nucleotides. It is a transcript of the gene POLDIP2, whose product is annotated as polymerase delta-interacting protein 2. Bases 235 to 1233 code for a protein of 332 amino acids. The transcript has 5 exons. The record is from RefSeq and is a predicted model, not a curated record. Gene Ontology annotation, biological process: error-free translesion synthesis. NCBI's taxonomy places the organism in Eukaryota, Metazoa, Arthropoda, Insecta, Coleoptera, Brentidae. Gene Ontology annotation, molecular function: DNA binding. Gene Ontology annotation, cellular component: mitochondrial nucleoid; nucleus.